AUGGCCUCGAGCGAGCUCGCUUCAUUAAAAGGUGCGACUAACGGCCGUGACCCCGAGGUGCCGGCCCAGUCCUUCGCCAAGAUCAAAAGCAUAGAGUAUUUCCGCGUGAAGCCCCGAUGGCUGUUCGUCAAGAUCUGCGACGACAAGGGCAACUUUGGCUGGGGCGAGGCGACGUUGGAGGGCCACACCCGGGCCGUCGAGGGUGCGUUGGACGAGAUCAUUGAGAGAGUGGUCGGGUUGGAAGCAGAUGACAUCGAACAUAUCUGGCAGUUGAUAUGGCGGUUGGGGUUCUAUCGCGGAGGGCCGGUCUUUAUGUCUGCGUUGUCGGGCGUUGAUAUUGCGCUUUGGGAUUUGAAAGGUCGACGGCUGAACGUCCCCGUGUACCAGCUCCUCGGGGGCAAGGUCCGCAACAAAGUCCAAGUGUACGCAUGGUGCGGCGGCGACUCUCCCGCAGGCGUCGAAGAGGCGGCAAAGGCACGCAUCGCGCAGGGCCUGAAAUGCAUCAAGAUGAACGCCACCGCGGACGUCAACUGGCUCGACUCCCCCUCGGUGCUGGACUCGUGCGUCGAGCGCCUCAAGAUCGUCAAGUCCCUAGGCCUGGACGCCGGGCUCGACUUCCACGGCCGCCUGCACAAACCCAUGGCCAAACAGCUGGCCAAGGCCUUGGAGCCGUACCGCCCCUUGUUCAUCGAGGAACCUUUGUUGGUUGAACACCCCGAGGCGCUGGCCCAGUUGGCUCAACACACGACCAUCCCCAUCGCGCUGGGCGAGCGGCUCUACACGCGCUGGGACGUCAAGCGGUUCCUGCAGGACGGGAGCAUCGACAUUCUCCAGCCGGACAUUGCGCACGCGGGCGGCAUCUCCGAGACGCGCCGCAUUGCCAGCAUGGCCGAGGCGUACGAUGUGGCCAUUGCGCCGCAUUGUCCGCUAGGUCCCAUCGCGUUGGCCGCGAGCAUGCAGGUCGCGCUGUGUACGCCCAACUUUGUCAUCCAGGAGAUGUCGUUGGGGAUGCAUUAUAAUGUCGAGGCCGGGGAGGAGGAUCUCAACACGUACCUGCGUGAUCGGGCCGUGUUUGAUAUCAAGGAUGGGUAUGUAGAUGCGUUGAGGGGGCCGGGGCUGGGCGUCGAGAUUGAUGAGGAGACGGUGAGGAGGAUCUCGAAGACCGCGGGGCACUGGCAGUGUAAGGAGUUUUAUGGGCCGGACGGGAAUAUCAGGGAGUGGUAG
Cladophialophora yegresii CBS 114405 is the source of this 1224-nucleotide messenger RNA. Its product is annotated as galactonate dehydratase. The record is from RefSeq and is a predicted model, not a curated record. Lineage: Eukaryota; Fungi; Ascomycota; Eurotiomycetes; Chaetothyriales; Herpotrichiellaceae. Gene Ontology annotation, molecular function: galactonate dehydratase activity. Bases 1 to 1224 code for a protein of 407 amino acids. The transcript has 3 exons. Gene Ontology annotation, biological process: D-galactonate catabolic process; amino acid catabolic process.